This is a messenger RNA of Biomphalaria glabrata, 3304 nucleotides long. Its product is annotated as protein LZIC-like. NCBI's taxonomy places the organism in Eukaryota, Metazoa, Mollusca, Gastropoda, Planorbidae. The transcript is spliced from 6 exons. Gene Ontology annotation, molecular function: beta-catenin binding. Bases 197 to 769 code for a protein of 190 amino acids. The record is from RefSeq and is a predicted model, not a curated record.
CUAGUUGACUGUCACCUGAGUGUGAAAACAAACGAAAAGCGAAAUUUCGCUUGAUUUUUCUAUUAGUGGUGUAUUAGAAUCUAGAACUCGUCCCUAUUCUAGAUAUCUAGUCUAGAGAUUAAUAGAUCUAGAAUUUUCUAGAUUAGAUCUAUCUAAUCACUAAAAAAUAUUCAUCUGUUAAUAAAAAUUGAACACAAUGGCUUCAAGGGGUACUCAAGAAACAACAAAGUUAAAACAAAAUAUGGAAGAACAGCUUGACAGAUUAAUGCAACAGUUGAUGGACUUAGAAGAAAUGAAAGGAGAAUUAGACACAGAAGAAUAUGAAGAAACAAAAGCAGAGACGGUUGAACAAUUGAAAGAAUUCCAAGAAAAUUUAAACAAAAUGAUAGCAGGAAACUUAAGUUUAGUGGAUCAGUUGAAUGGAAUGCAACUAGCAAUUCAAGCUGCAAUCAGUGAAGCAUUUAAAACACCUGAAGUCAUUCGACUAUUUGCUAAGAAACAACCUGGACAGUUGCGAUCACGCUUAGCUGAUAUCAGUCGAGAUGAAAAAAUUGGGAAAUUAUCCAAAGAACUGGCAAUUCAGCAGUCUGUGGAGAUUCUCACAGCUUUGAAAAAACUUGGAGAGACUCUAACCCCAUCAGAAGUGGCUUACCUGGAGCAACAUUCAUCAGGAAGUUUAAAAGAAUUUGAGAGAGUUUCCUCUGAUAUUGGUUCUGGUGAAAAUGUUUUAGCUGUUGCUGGAUCCCAAGUAGCACAAGCAAGCAAAUGAAGAAAUUCCAUGCAGUGAAUUAAAUGUUCAAGAAUUUGUUUGCAAUAAACAUUCAAGUGUCAUAUUUAUUUUAUCAUCUUCAUUACUUAGGCUUAAAUUGGCCAUUUGGCACAUAGGUCCCAAAUUGUAUUAUGUCAUCCUCAUAAUUGGUCCCAAAAAUUAUGAACAAGUAAUAUUCACUUUAAAUUGGACUAAAGUGUUUUUAUUAAGAUUUGAUUAUACUUUAUGUUCUUUCUUAUGAUAUUGCAUUUAUAAACAUUUUAGCACAAAACUCUACCAAGCUAAGAAAUGGAGACAUGCUAAUUUUAUACUGUUUUAAACGUGUCCAUGUAAUCUAAUUAUAUUAAUGGAAAAGGGGGGGGGGGGGGGAGGUUGGCCCAGUUGUAAAACAUUUGGCUUCUGAAUGAAUAUUGUUGAGUUCUUGGUGAAGUCUGGGAUGUUUUAAUUCAGGAUUUUUAGGAUGCCUCUAAGUCUACAUAACUUCAAUGGGUACCUGACUUGUUAGGCUAUAGAAACAGAUGAUCAUCUGCCGCCUUACCUUUUUUUUUUUUUACUUUAAUCUAUAUCUAUAGAUUUCUUAAGGUUUCUUUAUGAUAAUCUUGUUGAGAUUGUUAAAAUGUUUAUAAAGCAUUUUUAAUGAAGCAUUAAAUAUUCAAUAACUUGAAAUCUGGGGUUAAAAAAAUGUAAUUUGCUAUUUUGCUAACCAUUCUGAUUAAUCUGAUCUUUAAAUUGUCAACAAUGUUUUAAAUAUUUUUCUUAGAUUGACAUCUGAAAAAAUUUAUAUAUAUACACUAAAUUUACAUUGGAAGAAUGAGCAAGAAAAAUAGCCCUAAACAAUGUCAUUACAACAGCUGCAAAAAACAAGCCUGAUUUCAUUACUAUGUAUAUGAAGUUCUAUUAACACAGUAAAAGUAGCUAAUAGCUAUGCAAACCUUUGUAGAUUGUAAAUCUUAUUGUCCAUGUUAUUUGUAUCAUGUUUUUUUUUUGUAUUUAUAUAUUUGUGAAUAUGAUGCUAUUUUUGCCAGUAUAUUUACAUAAUUUGCUAUCUUAGCCAGGGCUGACCAACCUAUGGUGCAUGCACCAAAAAUGUUGCAUUGCAUGGCACACUAUGUCCUUAAGAAAAAAAAAUCAAGAAAAGAUAUAAUAGCUGAUUUCUAUAAAAUCUAAGUCACAAUAAAAUUCCAAUAAUGAUCAAUAAAGCAGUCCUAGUUUAAGUCUUAAGAAAUAUCAUUGCAUUAUACACCAAGAGUGUGGAAAAAGAUGGAUUUUGAAGCAUGUUAUACUAGUUAUAAAAUUGUAAAUAAAAUAAGAGGAUUAUACAGAAGAGAAUUCAGAGAAUAUUCUUAACUGUGUGAUAUGUUGCGAGGUGUGUUGGUUUUCUAGAUAACAAGUUCUCAGAAGAUUUUGGAAACUGAAAAAUAUAUAAAUAAUUAGAAGAGAAAGAUGAGCUGCAAGUUUAUGGAAUCAAAAAAAGAAUGUUUGAUUUAGUAUUUUUAGUUGAUGUUACAAGCCAUCUCAAUUUUAAACUGCAAGGCUAGGAAACAUUGUUUCACAAAUCUAAUCAGUGAAUUCAAAGUGAAGUUAAAAAUGUUUAAGAAACAUCUGAUGAGUCAAUUUCCACAUUUGAAAGAACAAAGUCAAUGUGUCCAAUGCACUUUUAGAGCAUAUAUUUCAAUCAAUGAAAUGAUUACAGGAAACCUCUAAUAAUUGUUUGAAUGAUUUUGCUGAAGAAGAAAACUACAUGCUUGCAUUUAUAAAUCCAUUUUCACUUACUGAAAGAAAUAUUCUGAAAAUGUCUAGUAAUGUAAAGAUGGAACUGAAAUGCUUCAGUUUUGGCGAUCAUCACCAUGUGAACAUUUUGCAGAACUAUGAAAACUUGCUUCAAGUUAUGCCCAUCACUCUGGUCCACAUACAGAUGCAAGUAUUUCAAGAAAAAAAUGAAGCCACAACUGUCAGAUUCCAAUUUGAAGAACUGUCAGUGGCAUUCAUUUACAAAUGUAACUUUUGAUAUUACAGAUUUGGUGAAAGUAAAGAAGAAAGUCUCAUUCAAGCUUGACUGAUGUGAUCUUGUUUUUAUCAGAUAUUAUUUUUGUUUAAACUGCUAACAGUGUUUAUAUAUUAGUCCAAGUGCAAUUAGAAAUAAUCAAUACAAUCACCAAAUACUUUUAAGGAGUGAAAAUGUGUGUGGUGCAUCUAAAUUAGAAGUGAACAAAAAAUGGCGCACAGAAGCAAAAGAUUGGCCACCUCUGAUGUAAGCCCUUGUGAGAGAUAAAAAAUAAAACAAUAACAAAUUUAAAUUUCUUUGCAUUUAGAUAAUUAUAACCAUAUGAAGUAUGUGUGAGACCUUCAAAGCAAGCUCUUUAACCUUGCAAUGAGACUUACAUGGAGCACAUUUUUACCAAUAUAUAUAAAAUAAAAAUAAAUUGUUUACAAUAAGAAUCAUUUUGUCUUCUAAUUGUUUGGUUUUUAUUUUGUAUAAUAUUUUUCACUGUUUUUCCACAAUUGAAAUUAGAAUAAAGAACUUUAUGUUGCUAA